This is a messenger RNA of Pungitius pungitius (ninespine stickleback), 933 nucleotides long. RefSeq names its product proteasome 20S subunit beta 11a (gene psmb11a). Gene Ontology annotation, molecular function: threonine-type endopeptidase activity. Gene Ontology annotation, cellular component: proteasome core complex. NCBI's taxonomy places the organism in Eukaryota, Metazoa, Chordata, Actinopteri, Perciformes, Gasterosteidae. The transcript is spliced from 2 exons. The record is from RefSeq and is a predicted model, not a curated record. Bases 10 to 696 code for a protein of 228 amino acids.
AAUUCAGUGAUGGUCCGCAGGCCUUUCCCUCUGUCUCAUGGAACAACAACUUUGGGUUUCAUCUUCCAAGGCGGUGUCAUUGCGGCUGCAGACACACGGGCCAGUGCCGGGGGACUUGUUGCCUGCCCAGCCGUUCACAAGAUCACGCCGAUCCAUUCGCAUUUAGUGGUCACCUCCUCUGGGAGCGGUGCAGACUGCAUGCUGUGGGAACGAAUUCUAGCCAGAGAGAUCAGACUCUACCAACUGAGGCACAGACAUCGUCUUUCGAUACGUGGCACCGCCAAGCUCCUGUCAUUCAUGCUGCACCCCUUUAAAGGGACUGAAUUGUGUGUUGCUCUUACACUGUGUGGCUGGGAUGAGGAGACCGGUAACGCCAAAUGUGCAGUAAGUGGCCCGAGGCUGAUAUAUGUGUGCAGCGAUGGAGCUCGGCUGCAGGGGGACGUCUUCUCUGUGGGCUCGGGAUCUCCUUACGCUUAUGGAGUCCUGGACGGAGGACUAAGGUGGAGCCUGAGUAAAGAAGAGGCUGUCUCCUUGGCAAGAGAAGCAGUGUUCAGAGCCACUCACAGGGACGCCUACUCGGGAAACAAUGUAGACCUCUUCCACAUCACAGCCCUAGGUUGGAGCCAAAGAAAGAGAGAGGACCUGAGAGAGGAAUAUACAGAGACAUGGAGAGAAGGGAGAAAAUUGCAGAGAUAAGAAAGAGAAGGACUGCAUUAGAGGAUUCGGGAUGAAGUAGAACAAUGUUGGUUCAGGUGGUGGCCAGGGGGUAUAGUUUAGAAAGUUUAGAACCUCCCUUAGAAUUCAUCCACUUUUGUCAGAUAGCUAGAAUACAUUUUUACUGUAUCUUCAAGCUUUUCUUCUUCUAAAAUCUUCUAAAAUCUCAGCUUUUCAUCCAUCCUUUCAUCGCAGCAGCACAUUUGCUGUCCGCCUCAA